UUGAUGAAUAUUCAAGUAAAUAUAGGAGGUAACAAAAGAAAAAUCCUAUAUCAUUUUCCCUUAAUUCUGACUUCUCUGGCAAAUAAACCGGUGCAACUCCCGCAAAUGAGAAAAGCCCGCUGAAGACUAUACCUCAGGGAACUUCGGUGUGAGAGCGACACGCUGAACUGCGGUGUGAGACCACAGGUCAGCGUGAGGUCAUUCAACUGAGAAGAAACAUGGCGGCGGCCGGAACGAUCGGAACAAAGAGAGCAGAAAUGGAAGAUUCCAGCUGUGAACAUUCUAAAAUUCCUGGGAAAGAGAUGGACCAUCCUGGGAAGGAGAGUGAUCAUCCUGGGAAGGAGAUGGACUGUACUGAACACCCUAGGAAGGAGAGUGACAGCAGGGAGACCCAGACAACAGACAUGGGCCUGCAGCAGGAAACGUGUGUUGUGAACUUUCCCCAACCUGACAACACAUCAACCUCACAGGUACAGGAGAGCAGCGGCAAUGUGGGAAGUACCCUAGUCCUUGUACCAUGGUCACUUAUCCCAGUCCAGACUAUGAUAGUCCCAGUUCAGAAUAUAAUAAUUCCAGUCCAGAGUAUGGUAAUCCCAGUCCAGAAUAUGGUAACCCCAGUCCAGACUAUUGGAAGUCCUGUGAUCAGAAACACUGGUGAGAAACCCUACAGGUGUGAGAAGUGUGGAUAUAGGACAGCUGAUGAGUCUACCUUAUCCCAACAUAUGAAAGUUCACUCAGGAGAGAAAAAACCCUACAAGUGUGACCAGUGCGACUAUGCUGCUGCUCAAAAAUGUGAAUUGGAUCAACAUCUACCAAAACACACCGGUGAGAAACCCUACAUGUGUGGGGAGUGUGGGUACAGGUCAUCCUUUAAAUCUGGCUUAUACCGACAUAUGAAACGCCAUACAGGAGUAAAACCUCACAAAUGUGAACACUGUGACUAUUCCACUGCAGAUAAAUGCAGUUUGGACACGCAUCUACUAGUAAAGCACACCGCUGACAAGCCCUACAUGUGCGGGGAGUGUGGUUACAGGACAGCUUGGAAGUAUGGCUUGACCCAGCAUGAAAGAACUCAUACAGCAACAGAAAGAACCUACAAAUGUGACCAGUGCGAUAAGGCCUAUACAAACAAAUCUGCUUUGAACCAACACUAUAAGAAGCACAGCAGUGAAAAACAUUACAUGUGUGAGAAGUGUGAUUACAGGACGACUCAAAAGUCUCUCCUAACUAUCCAUGUGAGAACCCACACUGGAGAAAAACCCUAUAAGUGUGACCAGUGCGACUAUUUUGCAGCAAGCAACUCCACCUUGCGCCAACACCUUAUUACAAAACACACCGGUGAGAAACCUUACAUAUGUGGGGAGUGUGGGUACAGGACAACUCACAAGUCCGACUUAUCCAGACAUAUGAGAACCCACACAGAGGAAAGACCGUACAAAUGUGACCAGUGCGACUAUUCUGCAGCAUGGAAAACUGCUUUGAAGCAACACCGAGCAAAACACACUGGAGAUAAACCCUUCGUGUGUGGGGAGUGUGGGUACAGGACGGCUUAUAACAUGACUUUAGCCAGACACAUGAGAACCCACACAGGAGAAAAACCCUACAAGUGUGAUCAGUGUGACUAUUCUGCAGCACAGAAAUAUGAUUUGAACAACCAUCGAGCAAACCAUACCGGUGAGAAACCCUACAUGUGUUCUGAGUGCGGGUUCAUGACUGCAAACACGUCCAACUUAGCCAAACACAUGAGAACCCACACAGGUGAGAAACCCUACAAAUGUGACCACUGCGACUAUGCUGCUGCACGGAAAAGCGGGUUAAACCGCCAUCAAGCGAUACAUACUGGUGAGAAACGCUUCGUGUGCAACGAGUGUGGGUUUAGGACAGCUAGAAGGUCACACUUAAACCUACAUAUGAUGACCCACACAGGAGACAAACCAUACAAGUGCGACCAGUGUGACUAUUCUGCAGCACAGAAAAGGCACUUGGAUCAACAUCUUACAAAACACACGGGUGAGAAACCCUUCAUGUGUGAUAAAUGUGGGUACAGGACGGCUUAUCAAACGGACUUUUCCCGACACAUGAGAACUCACACAGGAGAAAAACCCUACAAGUGUGACAUGUGCGACUAUUCUGCAGUACAAAAACGCCAGUUGGACAAACAUUUAGCAAAACACACCGAUGAGAAACCCUAACUAUGUGUGGAGUGUGGAUACAGGACGGCUCAGAGGAUUUACUUAUCUAGACACAUAGGUGAAAAACUGUGACCAGUGUGACUAUUCCGCUGCACAGAAAGAUUAUUUAGACAAACAUCUAGCAAAACACACUGGCAAGAAAACCUACAAUGUGUGUGACUUCAGGACACAAACAAAGUGUGACUUAUCGCGACACAUGAGAACACACAAGGGAGAGAAACCUCACAAGUGUGAUCAGUGUGACUAUUCUGCAGCACGGAAAUCUGACUUGCCACACACGAGAACACACACAGGUGAAAAACACUACAAUUACGUGAGACCAGUGUGACUAUUCUGCGGCCCCAAUUUGUGUACUGUUUCAGCAGUGCUAUGACUGAACCAGAUGUGAUCUAACGUUGGCUGUUUCUUGCCG
Molecule: messenger RNA, 2604 nt
Organism: Branchiostoma floridae (Florida lancelet)
Lineage: Eukaryota; Metazoa; Chordata; Leptocardii; Amphioxiformes; Branchiostomatidae
Product: gastrula zinc finger protein XlCGF57.1-like
Exons: 2
Coding region: 219-2192 (657 amino acids)
Biological process (GO): double-strand break repair; regulation of transcription by RNA polymerase II
Cellular component (GO): nucleus; Ino80 complex
Molecular function (GO): DNA-binding transcription factor activity, RNA polymerase II-specific; RNA polymerase II transcription regulatory region sequence-specific DNA binding
Source: RefSeq, a predicted model, not a curated record